Dreissena polymorpha is the source of this 2508-nucleotide messenger RNA. RefSeq lists its product as uncharacterized. The record is from RefSeq and is a predicted model, not a curated record. The transcript is spliced from 2 exons. The coding region runs from base 55 to 1041 and encodes 328 amino acids. NCBI's taxonomy places the organism in Eukaryota, Metazoa, Mollusca, Bivalvia, Myida, Dreissenidae.
GACACCUUUCGGACAGCCUUGCAGUAUUUUGGGCGGGCAAAAUCAAAACAAAAGAUGUAUCAGGCUUGGCCUAAUGGGAACCACCUUACGCUGAGCCACCACAGAAGGCGGUUCCCACAUCUCUUUGAUAGUUUCAGUUCCCAGAAUGUGCCUGACAUCAACUUGGAAUGCACAGAAACUAUUGAUUGGGAUGAUUUUGAAAGUGGCAACAACAGUAUUUACAGCCCAGUCAACACUGAGAAAUUGCCCAAAGCGGAAGAAGAUACCGGCACACUAGAUGAUAUUAGUUCAGCUAAUUUCCCCCCUCCCAACUCACCAGUCUCUGUUUGCCAUAAUGAUCCAUCAGAUCUCUUCAGGAAUAGCCUGUAUGUGGAAAGUCUGCUGCAGAUGUGGCGCGAUGAGGUUGAACCCAACAUAUCUCGGUCAACUGGCUUGCAGCAGUCAGAUAAGAGUAUUGAAGAGCCCAUCGGAAAUCAGAAUCAUGGUGUGGAGUGUUCUGACGAGCGCUCAAGUAGUGUUCAGUCGCCUGUUGAUCCUAGUACCGACCUCCGUGACUUGCUUACCAGGGAUGGAGUGUCAUUUGAGUCCUCAACAGUUACCAUGCAGCCUCUUUCUCAAAGUUCACCUCGUUCAACAUCUCCAGCAGAGAUUGAAGCACUUUCUUCGUCCGUAUUAGGGCUGUCAUUUGAUAAUCUACGUUCCAUUUCACCAAGAAUCCAGAGAUCACCAUCUCCCAUCAAUUCACGAUCAUCCUCACCCAGGUAUUUGCGGUCCCCUUCACCGUUUCAGGUGUUGGAUACAAGUUCACAUCGGUUCCAGGCAGACAGCUCGAUGGAUAGUUGGGUCUUCUAUGACGACAGGUACCAGGUCCGCACACACAGCCCACGACAGUAUGUGGAUGAACAUCUGGUACCUGAUGUGGAUAUGGAGUUCCAGACAAUUGUCUCCGACAGUGAAGAGUUCCCAUCUUUCACGUCCUAUUCCAGGAGGCUUCUUAAUUCGUGCCAAGAUCAAGUUGUUCCAGAAUACAUUGAAGAAUAACAUUUUGACGAAAUGAAUAAUUCACUCUGAAAAAGAGCUGUGCAUAACCAUUUCAAUUAAAUAUUUGUCUUGUUUUUUUAAAAUGAGAGAAAAUUUCAAUUAUGUUCUGUUAAACUAUUUAUUUUGAGGUUUUACUUCCUUUUAAUACAUUUAUGUUUUGAUUUUUAAGUCAUCAUGACAGUCAGUCAUAGACAGCUUAGUGAACCAAUGGGUACUUGUUACAAUUUAUUGGAACUAUUUUUUAGCUCAUCUAUUUUUUGAAAAAAAAUUAUGAGCUAUUGUCAUCACCUUGGCGUCGGCGUUGGCGUCGGCGUCCGGUUAAGUUUUGCGUUUAGGUCCACUUUUCUCAGAAAGUAUCAAUGCUAUUGCAUUCAAACUUGGUACACUUACUUACUAUCAUGAGGGGACUGGGCAGGCAAAGUUAGAUAACUCUGGCGUGCAUUUUGACAGAAUUAUGUGCCCUUUUUAGACUUAGAAAAUUGAAAAUUUUGGUUAAAUUUUGCGUUUAGGUCCACUUUUCUCAGAAAGUAUCAAUGCUAUUGCAUUCAAACUUGGUACACUUACUUACUAUCAUGAGGGGACUGGGCAGGCAAAGUUAGAUAACUCUGGUGUGCAUUUUGACAGAAUUAUGUGCCCUUUUUACUCUUAGAAAAUUGAAAAUUUUGGUUAAGUUUUAUGUUUAGGUCCAUUUUAUACCUUAAGUAUCAAAGCUAUUGCUUUCAUACUUGCAACACUUACUAACUAUCAUAAGGGGACUGUGCACUCAAAGUAAUGUAACUCUGACUGGCAUUUUGACAGAAUUAUGUGCCCUUUUUAUACUUAGAAAAUUGAAAAUAUUGUUAAGUUUUGUGUUUAGGUCCACUUUAUUCCUACAGUAUCAAAGCUAUUGCUUUCAUACUUGCAACACUUAUUAACUAUCAUAAGGGGACCGUGCGGGCAAAGUUAUGUAACUCUGACUGGCAUUUGGACGGAAUUAUGGGCCCUUUAUACUUAGAAAAUUGAAAAUUUGGUUAAGAUUUGUGUUUUGGUCAACUUUACCCCUAAAGUAUCAUAGAUAUUGCUUUCAUACUUGGAACACUCACAAACUAUCAUAAGGGUACAGUAAAAGGACAAGUUGCAUAACUCUGGUUGUUAUUGUUACGGAAUUAUAGCCCUUUUUUUACUUAGUAACUUUGAAUAUAUGGUUAAAUUUUGUGUUUCGAUCCACUUUACUUCUUAAGUAUCAAGGCUAUUGCUUUCAAACUUCAAAUACUUUCAUGCUAUCAUGAGGUUACUGUACCUGGCAAGUUGAAUUUUACCUUGACCUUUGAAUGACCUUGACUCUCAAGGUCAAAUUAUUAAAUUUUGCUAAAAUUGCCAUAACUUCUUUAUUUAUGAUUAGAUUUGAUUGAUACUUUGACAAAACUACUCUUACCUGACAUACCACAAUAGACUCAACCCAAACUAUCCCCCGUGCCCUCCCCCCCA